AUGAGGAGCCUGUAUGUAUCUGUAAUUUUGCUGCUGCUCACUGGGACUUGCUUAUGUCAAUUCCCUCGCCCAUGUGCCAACUCAGAAGGACUACGGACCAAAGAGUGUUGCCCGGUGUGGGAUGGUGACGGCUCAGCCUGCGGUGCGCUGUCAGGCCGUGGUUUUUGCACUGAGGUGGAGGUCUCAGAUGAGCCCCAUGGGCCCCAGUACCCACACAGUGGGAUUGAUGACAGAGAGCGUUGGCCCUUGGCUUUCUUCAACCGGACAUGUCAUUGUGCUGGAAACUACGGAGGUUUUAACUGUGGUGAAUGCAGGUUUGGUUACUGGGGUUCAAACUGUGCCGAGUACAGGGAAUCAGUGCGGAGGAACAUCCUGACCAUGUCGGCUGCUGAACAACAGAAGUUUAUCUCUUAUCUGAACCUGGCCAAGAACACUGUCAGCCGUGACUAUGUCAUCUCCACAGCAACAAGAGCAGAGAUGGGUGAAAAUGGUGAGAAUCCCAUGUUCUCUGAUAUCAACACCUACGACCUGUUUGUCUGGAUGCACUACUAUGUGUCCCGGGACACCUUCUUGGGAGGACCGGGGAAUGUAUGGAGAGACAUCGACUUUGCCCAUGAAUCUGCAGCAUUUCUGCCAUGGCAUCGGGUCUACCUGCUUCACUGGGAGAACGAGAUAAGGAAGCUGACGGGAGAUUUCAACUUCACCAUCCCAUACUGGGACUGGAGGAAUGCCCAGUCCUGUGAUGUGUGCACCGAUGCUCUAAUGGGAGGACGCAGCCCCUUCAAUCCUAACCUCAUCAGCCCUGCUUCAGUCUUCGCCUCAUGGAAGGUGAUCUGCACCCAGCCAGAGGAGUACAACAAUCGAGAGGCAUUGUGUAACGCUACCGCGGAGGGUCCACUGUUGCGUAACCCUGGCAACCAUGAUCCAAACCGGGUGACGCGACUCCCUACAACAGGUGAUGUGGAUUUCGUUGUGGGCCUCCCAGAGUACGAGACGCAACCCAUGGACCGAUUCUCCAACUUGAGCUUUAGAAACGCCAUAGAGGGUUUUGCCAGUCCAGAGACAGGUAUGGCAAUGGCAGGCCAGAGCACCAUGCACAACGCCUUGCACCUCUUUAUGAACGGCUCCAUGUCCUCAGUGCAGGGUUCAGCCAACGACCCCAUAUUCCUGCUGCACCAUGCUUUCAUUGACAGUAUCUUUGAGCGCUGGCUCAGGACCCACCAGCCUCUCCGGACCAGCUACCCACGUGCCAAUGCCCCCAUUGGCCACAAUGAUGGGUACUACAUGGUGCCCUUCCUGCCUCUCUAUAGAAAUGGAGACUACUUCCUAUCCAACAAGGCUCUAGGAUUUGAGUAUGCCUACCUGUUGGACCCUGGCCAGAGGUUCGUUCAGGAGUUCCUGACACCCUACCUCCAGCAGGCCCAGCAGAUCUGGCAGUGGCUCCUGGGAGCCGGGAUCCUCGGGGCGUUGAUCGCCACAAUCAUUGCUGCACUGUUAGUUGUUGCAAGAAGGAAGUGGAAGCGCAACCAGAGGAGGAAGAGGGCAUCGAGCUACGGAGAGAGGCAGCCUCUAUUGCACAGCAGCUCAGAGGAAGGCUCAUCUUCAUAUCAGACUACUCUGUAACACACACUGACCCUGUACAUACAGCUGAAUGUACAAACUACUACUAGGACGUUUUCAUGAAGCGAAGGAAUGCGAUGGAUCCUGGUCCAAAACUUGUUACUGAUGCCCCGUAAUAAAUCUAUUUAAAAUUUAAAAUAAUAUAUGAAGGUAUACAAGUUAGUGAAGCAUCUUUCAGUUCACCCAAACCACAA
Molecule: messenger RNA, 1814 nt
Organism: Morone saxatilis (striped sea-bass)
Lineage: Eukaryota; Metazoa; Chordata; Actinopteri; Moronidae
Gene: tyr
Product: tyrosinase
Exons: 5
Coding region: 1-1623 (540 amino acids)
Biological process (GO): melanin biosynthetic process; pigmentation
Molecular function (GO): tyrosinase activity
Source: RefSeq, a predicted model, not a curated record